This is a messenger RNA of Magnolia sinica, 882 nucleotides long. RefSeq lists its product as uncharacterized. The transcript has 3 exons. Lineage: Eukaryota; Viridiplantae; Streptophyta; Magnoliopsida; Magnoliales; Magnoliaceae. The record is from RefSeq and is a predicted model, not a curated record. Bases 1 to 882 code for a protein of 293 amino acids.
AUGCUGGACUCGAGCGAGGUUCUGGCAGACCAGGUGCAGAUUAGAGAUGCUGCAGUUCUUCAUUUCUUGCAGCUCUUGUCCUCCAUGACGAAUGCCACCUCGUCAGACAUUUUUGACGUCAUUCCACCCCUCAUUUCUCAAGAACAAAAUGACAUGUUGCUUGCUCCGCUGACUUUGGUCGAGAUUCAAACCGCAGUUUUGUCCAUUUCUGCCGACGGGGCACCAAGCCCAGAUGGUUUCUCAGGCACUUUCUUCUCGGCCUGCUGGAAUAUUGUCAGCCAAGAUUUACACAAGGCAGCCCUUUUCUUGUUCCAAGGUGGAAAACUCCCUAGAGCUGUAUCAACGUCCCUCAUAUGCCUUAUCCCGAAAUCUUCUUCCUUGUCAAGAUUCUAUAAGAUAUUGGCAAGUGUCAUUGCGACUAGAUUAAGCCAGUUGCUGCCUUCCAUCAUUUCUCCCGAACAAGGGGCCUUUAUUCAAGGGCGAUCGAUUUCUGAGAGCAUUGUGUUGGCACAGGAACUUUUUCUGAGAUUUAAACAGGAAAUGCUUAUCAACGGCGGGCUGGCGGGUUUCUUUAAGUCCUCAAAAGGACUUCGGCAAGGAGACCCUCUUUCACCUAGCCUUUUCAUCAUCGCAGCAGAAGUACUUGGCAGGGGUCUUAAGAGGCUGGUGAUGCAUGGACUUUGCCAACCGUACAAGGUGGCUAGGGGUUGUCAGCAAAUAUCGCACCUCCUCUACGCUGACGACACUCUUCUGUUUUUAAAUGGUGGUGGAAGGCAGAAUAAAACCCAGCUUUCUUCAGCCCGUCGUAGCCAAAAUCGAAGGUCGUAUUCGCUGGUCAAAGGAGAGGUGUCUUUCCCAGGCUGGUCGAUUGGUUUUGAUUAA